CGGCAUCGACUUCGCAGACCGCUCGGGCGGCGGGUCCGAAGCCGGCGUGUUCGGAGGCUGGACCGGCACCCGGAGGGGUGGCAGCAGCGCAGUGCCUCCACCCGCAGCUCCCGCCUCAAGCCGCCCACCAGCCCCCCCUUCCCUCUGGCCGGAGCGUGAGUUGAGCCGCCGGCCUGUGCCUCGCCAAGCUGCCAGCGCCACCGGGAAGAUGGUCGUGGCGCUGUGGUACGUGUGGCCUCUCCUCUUCUGUAGCCCCUGCCUGCUCAUCCAGAUCCCCGACGAAUAUGAAGGACACCAUGUGAUGGAGCCUCCUGUCAUCACCGAACAGUCUCCACGGCGCCUUGUUGUCUUCCCCACAGAUGACAUCAGCCUCAAGUGUGAGGCCAGAGGCAAACCUGAAGUGGAGUUCCGCUGGACAAAGGAUGGAGUCCACUUCAAGCCUAAGGAGGAACUGGGUGUGACUGUACAUGAGGCACCCUACUCUGGCUCCUUCACCAUCGCGGGCAACAACAGCUUUGCCCAGAGAUUCCAGGGCGUCUAUCGCUGCUUUGCCAGCAAUAAGCUGGGCACUGCUAUGUCCCAUGAGAUCCAGCUCAUGGCUGAGGGUGCCCCCAAGUGGCCAAAGGAGACAGUGAAGCCCGUGGAGGUGGAGGAAGGGGAGUCAGUUGUUCUGCCCUGCAAUCCCCCACCCAGUGCAGCGCCACUGCGGAUCUACUGGAUGAACAGCAAAAUCUUGCACAUCAAACAGGAUGAACGAGUGACCAUGGGCCAGAAUGGCAACCUCUACUUUGCCAAUGUGCUCACCUCAGACAACCACUCAGACUACAUCUGCAACGCCCACUUCCCGGGUACCCGAACCAUCAUUCAAAAGGAGCCCAUUGACCUCCGGGUCAAGGCCACCAACAGCAUGAUUGAUAGGAAGCCACGCCUCCUUUUUCCCACCAACUCCAGCAGCCACCUGGUGGCCUUGCAGGGGCAGCCCUUGGUCCUGGAGUGCAUCGCUGAGGGCUUCCCCACACCUUCCAUCAAGUGGCUACGCCCUAGUAGCCCCAUGCCAGCAGACCGUGUCAGCUACCAGAACCACAACAAGACCCUGCAACUGCUGAAUGUGGGCGAGGAAGAUGACGGCGAGUAUCGCUGCUUGGCUGAGAAUUCUCUAGGAAGUGCCCGGCACGCCUACUAUGUCACCGUGGAGGCUGCUCCAUACUGGCUGCAUAAGCCCCAGAGCCGUCUAUACGGGCCAGGAGAGACUGCCCGCCUAGACUGCCAAGUCCAGGGCAGGCCUCAACCAGAGGUCACUUGGAGAAUCAAUGGAAUCCCUAUAGAAGAGUUGGCCAUGGACCAGAAAUACCGGAUUGAGCAGGGUGCCCUGAUCCUGAGCAACGUGCAGCCCAGUGACACAAUGGUGACCCAGUGUGAGGCCCGCAACCGGCAUGGGCUCCUCCAAACCAAUGCCUACAUCUAUGUUGUCCAGCUGCCAGUCAAGAUCCUGACAGGAGACAAUCAGACAUACAUGGCGGUGGAGGGCAGCACUGCAUACCUGCUGUGCAAGGCCUUUGGAGCUCCUGUGCCCAGUAUCCAGUGGCUGGAUGAGGAAGGCACGACCGUGCUUCAGGAUGAACGCUUCUUCCCUUAUGCCAAUGGGACCCUGGGCAUCCGAGACCUCCAGGCCAAUGACACUGGACGCUACUUCUGCCAGGCUGCCAAUGACCAAAACAAUGUGACCAUUGUGGCUAACCUGCAGGUUAAAGAAGCAACGCAGAUCACGCAAGGGCCCCGGAGUGCAAUUGAGAAGAAAGGCUCAAGGGUGACAUUCACAUGCCAGGCUACCUUUGACCCCUCCUUACAGCCCAGCAUCACCUGGCGAGGGGAUGGGCGAGACCUUCAGGAACUUGGGGACAGUGACAAGUACUUCAUAGAUGAUAGGCGCCUGAUCAUCCACAGCCUGGACUACAGUGACCAGGGCAACUAUAGCUGUGUGGCAAGCACAGAGCUGGAUGAGGUGGAGAGCAGGGCACAGCUCUUGGUGGUCGGGAGCCCUGGGCCUGUGCCUCAUCUGGAGCUGUCUGAUCGUCACUUGCUGAAGCAGAGCCAGGUGCACCUAUCUUGGAGCCCCGCAGAAGACCACAAUGCCCCCAUUGAGAAGUAUGACAUUGAAUUUGAGGACAAGGAAAUGGCACCUGAGAAAUGGUAUAGUCUGGGUAAGGUGCCAGGAAACCAGACCUCUACUACCCUCAAGCUAUCGCCCUACGUCCACUACACCUUUAGGGUAACUGCCAUCAAUAAAUAUGGCCCUGGAGAACCCAGCCCAACUUCUGAGACUGUGGUCACACCUGAGGCAGCCCCAGAGAAGAACCCUGUGGAUGUGAAAGGGGAAGGAAACGAGACCAACAACAUGGUUAUCACAUGGAAGCCACUCCGAUGGAUGGACUGGAACGCCCCUCAGGUCCAGUACCGUGUGCAAUGGCGUCCUCAGGACACACGGGGGAUCUGGCAGGAGCAGACCGUGAGCGACCCCUUCUUGGUGGUGUCCAACACAUCCACCUUUGUGCCCUAUGAGAUCAAAGUCCAGGCCGUCAACAGCCAGGGCAAGGGCCCUGAACCCCAGGUCACCAUUGGCUAUUCCGGGGAGGACUACCCCCAGGUAAGCCCUGAGCUGGAAGGCAUCAAGAUCCUCAACUCAAGCACUGUGCUGGUCAGAUGGUGGCCUGUGGACUUGGCCCAGGUCAAGGGUCACCUCCGGGGAUACAAUGUGACAUACUGGUGGGAGGGCAGCCAGAGGAAACACAGCAAGAGGCAUGUCCACAAAAGCCAUGUGGUAGUACCCGCUAACACCACCAGUGCCAUCCUCAGUGGCCUGAGGCCCUACAGCUCCUACCAUCUAGAGGUGCAGGCCUUUAACGGGAGGGGAUUGGGGCCUGCCAGUGAGAUGACCUUCAGUACCCCAGAGGGAGUACCUGGCCACCCUGAGGCAUUGAACCUGGAGUGCCAGUCAGACACCAGCCUGCUGCUGCACUGGCAACCCCCGCUCAGCCACAAUGGCGUGCUCACUGGCUAUGUGCUCUCGUACCACCCCCUGAAUGCAGGAGACAAGGAGCAGCUGUCCUUUGACCUUCCGGACCCUGAGCUUCGGACACACAACCUGACCAACCUCAGCCCCGGCCUGCGGUACCACUUCCAGCUUCAGGCAACCACGAAGGAAGGCCCUGGCGAGGCCAUCGAGCGGGAAGGAGGCACCAUGACCUUGUCUGGGGUACCAGAUUUUGGUAACAUCUCGGCCACAGCAGGUGAAAACUACAGUGUCAUCUCCUGGGUUCCCAAAGAAGGCCAGUGCAACUUCAGAUUCCACAUCCAGUUCAAAGCAUUGAGAGAAGGAAAGGCUAUCAUUGAUCCCCCACGGCAAUAUGUCAGCUACAACCAGAGCUCCUACACUCAGUGGGACUUGCAGCCUGACACCAAGUAUGAGAUCCACCUGCUGAAGGAGGAGGUGCUCCUGCGCCAGAUGGCUGUGAAGACCAAUGGCACCAACCCCGUGAGAUUCUCCUCCAAUAACUUUGCCAUGGAGGGCUGGUUCAUCGGCUUCGUCUGUGCCAUCAUCCUCCUGCUCCUCAUUUUGCUCAUCCUCUGUUUCAUCAAGCGCAGCAAGGGCGGCAAAUACUCAGUAAAGGACAAGGAGGACACCCAGGUGGACUCUGAGGCCCGGCCGAUGAAAGAUGAGACCUUUGGCGAAUACAGGUCCCUGGAGAGUGACAAUGAGGAGAAGGCUUUUGGCAGCAGCCAGCCCUCUCUCAACGGAGACAUCAAGCCCCUGGGCAGUGACGACAGCCUGGCUGAUUAUGGGGGCAGUGUGGACGUCCAGUUCAAUGAGGAUGGCUCCUUCAUUGGCCAGUACAGUGGCAAGAAAGAGAAGGAAGCAGCAGGAGGCAAUGACAGCUCAGGGGCCACCUCCCCCAUCAACCCUGCUGUGGCCCUAGAAUAGUGAGGCAAGGUGGGCCAGAGGUGCAGGAAAGCCAGUGGCCAAGACACCCAGCCCAAUACCUGUGCUGUGCCACUGACAUUGGGAUCGAGGCCCCUUCCUUUCUAUAGGCCCGUGGGAAGCUUGAGUUGGGGUUGAGGAACUCGCUGCCUCUAAUCCCCUUCUUACCACCUGGUCCCCACUUUAUUGCCAAAACUCAGCUGCACCCCUUCCUGGACACACGCUGCUUUGCUCCAGCUUGGGGGCAGAUCACCCACAUGUCAGGGACCUUUGGGUGCUCCCCUGCCAGCCUGUUUGGGCAGAGAGGCCAUGGUUUUUGGGAGAGGAAGAAGGGGUGGCCUUGGAAAGGUCUCUGAGAAGCCAUCCUUGUUGCUCCCUGAUUGGGGGCAGGUGUGGUGGGGACUUCUCUAGAGCAGGGUUGGCACCUCCCCCUCCUCCAGCCAUUCCCUGGCCACUUGACUGGGGACAGAACUCGGUGUCCCCACCAUCUGUUCCCUUUUCUUUGCCAUCUUUGCUCCAACUGGGACAGGAACUGGGCAAGCUGGCCAUGGGUGCAGGGGAGGCCAUCUGGAGAGCCCGGAGUCCCCGCCCCCCAAUAGCACACUGGGUCCACAUGCCCUCCUCCUGCCAUGGCCGGCUUUCAGGAGCUCCAUACACAUGCUGCCUUCGGUACCCACCAGACAACAUCCAAGUGGCCUCUGUCACUGCCGGGGCGGGCACACCUCCUCCCACUGCCCACCGGCCCAGCUUCUACCCCUAGCAGCCCUGCCCACCCCCAGUUCUCUUCCUCAGCCUCCUCCCACCCUCCACCUUGGGAAUGUACAUACACCGUGACUUUGAAAGUUUGUACCCUUGCCCUCUCCCCAUAUGCCACUAGUGUGUAGGCAGAUGUCUGAGUCUCUAGGUGGUUUCUAGGUUUUAUAGCAAUUAGCUUUGAUGAUCCCACCCCAGAAAAAAUAAAAACAGACAAAAAAGAAAAAAAAAAAGGAAAGAUUGGUUCUCCUAGCACUGCUGUGCCCCUGCCCAGCAGCUACAGCCUCCCUGUAUGCCUUGCUUGGUCUGUUGAUGAGCCCUCUUCAAAAAAACAAAGUAUAUAUAUAUAUGUACAUAAACAUCAGAAUUAUAACAGGCAAAUAAAACCUGGAAAUGCAGAGAA
Ictidomys tridecemlineatus (thirteen-lined ground squirrel) is the source of this 5132-nucleotide messenger RNA. Lineage: Eukaryota; Metazoa; Chordata; Mammalia; Rodentia; Sciuridae. The record is from RefSeq and is a predicted model, not a curated record.